AUGCCUAUCUGUAUCGAAUGCAGGCACCCCGUCAAGACGCUAUGGACAGCAUAUUCCGGCGCAGGGGAUAAAGCAAGUGGACAUAAUAUUCGACUAACUGUCUGUCGCAACUGUGGCUGCUUCUGUGACAAGUAUGUGGAGCAUGACUUUGUCGUUUUAUUCAUCGAUCUGGUUCUUAUAAAACCUCAAGUGUAUCGGCAUUUACUAUAUAACACGCUCAUGCGCGAUGAUGAUCGGCUAGAUCCUUCUAUCAUCCGCCUGGGCAUCCUACUACUUCUCUUUGAUGUGUAUCUGACAUGGGCACGACUGGAAAAGCAGACAGUGCCUGACGCUCUUCCAGGGGCAAGCAAUCUAGGCAAACUGGCACAACAGCCAAUUGUUCUUCAAUACCUUUUCUUCCUAAUAUUCUGCGCCCUAUCAACAGCAGCAUUUCAUGUGAGCAUACGCUUUCUCACAUCCUCUGCAUUUUCGCCUCUCAAUCUUCUGGGAAUCUUGCCUCAGUAUACGAGGCCAAACUCGGUAUCCACAGCUCUUCUGGUCUCAUCGUCAACCAAACUAUUUCCCAUUCUCUUGGUGAUCUGGGACUAUGACGUCCCCGCCUCGGCUCGUUCACUGGGUUGGGCUGUCGUGGCCAACAACGUCGAGGCUCUGCGAAUUCUUCUCGAUUGUGGAUAUAUAACAGCAUGUUUCCUCGCGAUCGCAGGGGCAGCCUCACGCUGGAUAGUCGGCCGGGGAGUUUUGCUCGCCGCGGGUCUUGCAGACGUUGACUCGAUAGGCGAAAGCGGCGUGGCGGCAGACGGCAAAGCCCUCUGGGCAUUGUUGAUGUAUGCGGGAGAAUGGGCAGGUCGGCUCGCGGUCGGUUAA
Molecule: messenger RNA, 864 nt
Organism: Fusarium graminearum PH-1
Lineage: Eukaryota; Fungi; Ascomycota; Sordariomycetes; Hypocreales; Nectriaceae
Exons: 4
Coding region: 1-864 (287 amino acids)
Biological process (GO): regulation of plasma membrane sterol distribution; sphingolipid metabolic process; sterol metabolic process
Cellular component (GO): cortical endoplasmic reticulum; Golgi apparatus
Source: RefSeq, a predicted model, not a curated record